Molecule: messenger RNA, 1008 nt
Organism: Durusdinium trenchii
Lineage: Eukaryota; Dinophyceae; Suessiales; Symbiodiniaceae
Source: the annotation of a GenBank genome assembly
AGCCAAUAAAGUUGAUUACGCCCUGCUUGAGCUUGUGGCUUUAGAUGAUGUGGUGUUGCUGCAAUCACGCGGAGGGAGAAACAAGUGCUGACAAGGCAAACUUGCCGAUUCACAGCUCUGUGGUCACCGAGCCUGAGCUUCAAGAACCGGUGGAGGAGCAAGAUGAAGAGACCAUUCGAAAGCUUAGUGACCCUGUCUCAGCGAUGGCCCAACCAAAGGCCGCUCAGAUUCAAGAAAGUAAAGAGGAGAGCAUUGAGAAGUUGGAAGAGAAGACACCGGCACCAGCUGAGAACGAGCAGUUCACGGUGAAGAUCUCCAAGGUCGGUGGCAAGCUUGGUGGAGCUUUGGACACUGUCUAUGAGACCCAUUGUGUUGUGAAGCGUGUUGAUGCCGGCGGCGCUCUUGCUGGUCAGAACAUUCAGAAAUACGACCGGCUGAGACAAGUUCAGCAGAAAGAAGGCUCAGCCUCUGCGCUCGUCAAGAUGAUUGCUGGUGCUUCUGAUGAACUGGAGCUGCUUGUCGAGCGGCCAACUAUGAAGGAUUUGGUUCUGCACAAGAAUGGUGACAAGGUUGGGCUCAAGAUUGACAAAGACGGCGACACCUUAGGACUCAUCAUCAAGGAGGUCAUUGGGGGUGCUGCCGCACAACUGCCUGUUGGCACCUUCAAGCCGAUGGAUCGGAUCGUUGCGGUGGAAGGCCAAGAGGGGAACGCAAAGAUGUUCGAGUUGAUCACGUCUGUGCCGAGUCCAAGCAUUCGGGUGUGCUCCUAUGGUGUGUAGAAACACCUGGUGAAAAAUGGUGAUGCUGUGACGGCAAUGCUUGCGUGUCAAUGUAAGGUUGAUUGGGCCCAAACAAAACUGAGAUCUCUCAUCUCACGCGUCCAUAUGCAUUUUUGAAAAGGCACUCUGCUUGCCGCCACGUUUGCCGGAUGUUGGAGCAAGUAGCUCAUGAUCUCAUGUAAGUCCUAGCCUUUCAGACUCUGAGAUUUGAGCCCUAGUUACUAGUGAC